Rhodotorula graminis WP1 is the source of this 366-nucleotide messenger RNA. RefSeq lists its product as uncharacterized. The transcript is spliced from 5 exons. Gene Ontology annotation, molecular function: DNA binding. Bases 1 to 366 code for a protein of 121 amino acids. Gene Ontology annotation, cellular component: nucleosome. Lineage: Eukaryota; Fungi; Basidiomycota; Microbotryomycetes; Sporidiobolales; Sporidiobolaceae. The record is from RefSeq and is a predicted model, not a curated record. Gene Ontology annotation, biological process: nucleosome assembly.
AUGGGCAAGGCACCAAAGACGUCCUACGUCGAGAUGGUCGAGCGCGCGGUCGACAAGGCGGGCAAAGGUGAGAAGGUGUCCCGCCGCAAGAUCAAGGAGUACAUCCGCGACACUUGGAGCGUCAAGAUCGACUCGGACUCGGUCAAGGACAGCCUCAAGACGGUCAUCGCCAAGGAGGUCGACGACGGCUACCUCAUCCAGGAGAAGGACUCGUUCAGGUUCUCGCCCAAGGGCAAGAAGCACUUUGUCGAGAAGCACGGCUCGAACGACGAGGAGGGGGAGGAGGACGACGAUGACGAGGAGGAGGAGGACACGCCGAGCAAGCCGAAGAAGGGCAAGAAGGCGGCCGACGAGGACACCGAGUGA